AUGGGGCUAAGAGCUGCCAGCCUUUUUGUACUCUGGCUGGCUCUUUCCUAUGCGAACGAAAUAAGAAAAGGAAGGACAAGAAACCAUGGCCACUCUGUCUGCAGCACUUGGGGAAACAACCAUUUCAAAACUUUUGAUGGAGACAUCUACCAAUUCCCUGGCAUUUGCGAGUAUAAUUUUGCUUCUGACUGCCGAGACUCUUACAAGGAUUUCUCCAUCCACAUUCAGCGUGCUCUGAACAACAAUAACCACCCAGAGAUCCAGUAUAUUCUAAUAACAAUCAAGGAUUUCACGGUGUACCUGAGACCAAAAGUGGCAGUGGUGGAUGGACGGAUUGUGAAGACACCUUACUACAGCUCUGGUCUGCUCAUUGAAAGCAAUGACAUUUACACCAAAGUUUAUGCCAAAUUAGGCAUGAUACUGAUAUGGAAUCACGAAGAUGCGCUGAUGGUUGAGCUGGACAGCAAAUUUAAUAAUCAUACAUGUGGUCUCUGUGGGGAUUACAAUGGAGUUCCAAUCUACAAUGAGUUUAUUGAUGGAGUUACAAGCUACAAUUCAAUUACAUAUGGGAAUUUACAGAAGAUUAACAAACCUGGUGACAAAUGUGAAGAUCCUGAUGAAACCCAGGCUCUCCCAAGCUGUAAUGAACAUCGUGAUGAGUGUGAGAAGUUGCUGACUUCCUCCGCAUUUGCUGACUGUCGGUUACGUCUUAAUUUGGAAAUGUACAUCCAAGCCUGCAUGCAGGACAAGUGUGCUUGUGAUGGGAAGGAGGACUCCUUCUGCCUCUGCAGCACCAUCUCUGAGUAUUCUCGCCAGUGCUCACAUGCGGGUGGCCGGCCGGGUGAAUGGAGGACACAGGACUUUUGCCCCAAGACUUGUCCUGCUACCAUGGUAUAUAGAGAAAGCAGUUCACCCUGCAUGGACACUUGCUCACACUUUGAGAUCAGCAGUCUUUGUGAGGAGCACCACAUGGAUGGUUGUUUCUGCCCUGAAGGAAUGGUGUAUGAUGAUAUUACUGAAAAAGGCUGCAUACCUGUUAGCCAGUGCCACUGCAAACUCCAUGGAAAGGAGUAUUCACCUGGAGAAAGCAUUAUCAAUGAAUGUGAAGAAUGCACCUGUGAUUCAGGCAGAUGGACAUGCAAAGAUUUACCAUGUCCAGGCACAUGUUCAGUGGAAGGAGGAUCCCAUAUUACAACCUUUGAUGGGAAGAAAUAUACCUUUCAUGGAGACUGCUACUAUGUGGUGGCCAAGGGUACUGUAAACGACAGUCAUGCUCUCCUGGCAGAGCUGGCUCCCUGUGGCUCCACACACAGGCAGACCUGUUUGAAGACUGUUGUGCUGCUAGUAGAUCACAAAAAGAAUGUGGUGGUUUUCAGAUCAGAUGGCAGUGUGCUACUGAAUGAGAUGACAGUGAAUGUGCCUCAUGUGUCAGCCAGCUUCUCUGUAUUCAAGCCAUCUUCUUCCUACUUUGUUGUACAAACUUCUUUUGGGCUUCAGCUGCAGAUCCAGUUGUUUCCAGUCAUGCAGUUGUUUGUGACUGUGGAUCAAUCAAUUCAAGGAAAACUUCAAGGCCUUUGUGGAAACUUUAAUGGAAAGGAAGGUGAUGACUUUAAAACAACCAGUGGGCUGGUAGAAGCUACAGGAUCUGCCUUUGCUAAUUCAUGGAAAGCUCAGUCCACAUGUACAGACCAGGCAGAAAACCUGGAAGAUCCCUGCAGUCUCAGCAUUGAAAGCGCAAAUUAUGCUGAGCAUUGGUGCUCUUUGCUGAAGAACUCAGAGGGUCCUUUUGCAAGAUGUCACUCAGUCAUUGAUCCUUCAGAAUACUAUAAGAAAUGUAAAUAUGACACCUGCCUCUGCGAAGACAGUGAAGAAUGCUUGUGUGCUGCCCUCUCAUCUUACUCAAGGGCCUGUGCUUUCAAAGGAAUUAUUCUGGGAGGCUGGAGAAAAAGUGUUUGCAGUAAUGAAGUGUCUGCCUGUCCUGGAAAUCAAAUCUUCCUUUACAAUCUUACAAUGUGCCAGCAAACCUGUCGUUCAUUUGCUGAUGCUGAAAAACAUUGCAUCCAAGACUUUGCUCCUGUGGAUGGCUGUGGCUGCCCGUAUAACACAUACUUGGAUAAUCAAGAUAACUGUGUGCCCAUCUCUAAAUGCCCAUGUUAUUACAAGGGAUCAUACCUGGAACCAGGGGAAUAUGUCAUAAAAGAUGGAGAACGUUGUGUUUGCCGAAAUGCAAAGGUGCAGUGUACUUCCGUGAAAAUAAGAAUGAAAAGUGCAACAACAGAAUGUUCUUCUAACAAGACCUACUUUGACUGCAAUGCAUCCCCAAAGUGGACUUCGCAAACACCUGUACAACUUAGCUGUCAUACUCCUCGAAAUGAUCAUUUCCAGGCAGAGUGUGUCUCAGGCUGUGUGUGUCCUGAAGGUCUAUUUGAUGAUGGGAAAGGGGGCUGUGUUGAGGAGAGGGACUGCCCAUGCAUUCAUAACAACCAGUGGUAUUCUCCUGGACAGAAGAUAACAGUGGACUGCAACACCUGUACCUGCCAAAAAGGGGUUUGGAGCUGCACUGAACAUGUGUGCUAUGGAACCUGUACGGUAUAUGGAAGUGGCCAUUAUAUAACCUUUGAUGGAAAAUUCUAUGACUUUGAUGGGAGUUGUGAAUAUGUGGCUACUCAGGAUUUUUGUGGUGACAAGAAGUCCAGUGGCUCGUUCAGUGUUAUCACAGAGAAUGUCCCUUGUGGAACUACAGGAGUAACCUGCUCAAAGGCUAUUAAAAUAUUUCUAGGGAAAACUGAACUGAAAUUGGAGAACAAAGAUUAUAAAGAAAUUCAACGAGAUGUUGGUGAUGAUGUGCAUUAUUGGAACAGGACAGUAGGCCUCUAUCUUGUUAUUGAGGCUAGCAAUGGUGUGAUGCUUAUCUGGGAUAAGAAGACUACUGUUUUCAUCAAGCUGUCCCCUAGUUACAAAGGCAAAGUGUGUGGUCUGUGUGGUAACUUUGAUGACAAGUCUAACAAUGACUUUACACUAAGAAAUGGGCUGCAGGAAACUAAUGCUCUGAAGUUUGGAAAUUCCUGGAAGCAAUCUUCCAUGUGCCCAGAUGUCACACAAGAGAUUAUGCCCUGUGACAUGAAACCUCAUCGGAAGUCCUGGGCAGAGAAAGAAUGCAGCAUCAUCCGGAGUGAAAUCUUUCAAAUUUGUCACUCAAAGGUGGAUCCAACUCCUUUCUAUGAAGCUUGUGUUCAUGAUGCUUGUUCUUGUGAUAGUGGUGGGGAUUGUGAGUGCUUCUGUUCUGCAGUUGCUGCAUAUGCUCAAGAAUGUACCAAGGCUCAGGCCUGUGUUUUCUGGAGAACUCCUGACAUAUGCCCGAUAUUUUGUGACUACUACAACCCUCGUAAUGAGUGUGACUGGCACUAUGAGCCUUGUGGCAGUAAUGUCAUGACCUGCAGGAUGAUUAAUAAUGUCAGUACCAACUUUACAGUACCAUACCUAGAAGGUUGCUACCCCAGAUGCCCUGAGGACAAGCCUAUUUAUAAUGAAGAGACAAAGGAAUGUGUGACUGAAGAUAAAUGUUGGUGUUACAUCAAUGGAACUUCUGUUCCCCCUGGGAGUGAAAUACCCACAGAAGAGAACUGUACAAAAUGUGUCUGUGAACCCUCAGGAUCCAUAAACUGUACACCAGUCCCAGGAUGUCCUUGUGUCAUCAAUGGAACAAGUUAUGAAGUGGGUGACAUCGUGGCACAAAUACAGGAUGGCGACAUAUGUAAAACAUAUAUUUGUGCAGAAAAUGGUUCUAUAAUUCCUGGAGAUACUUAUCUUUGUCCAACAUCUGCUUCACCUACAACCAUUUCAACCUCUUCUCCUACCAGUACUCUUACCGUCACAGUUACCACUACAAGCCCUCCAGUAACUACAACUCCAUGCUUUGGAUUAAUCUGCAAUUGGACUGAGUGGUUUGAUGUUAGUAAACCUGAUGAAGAUGGUGGUGACUAUGAAACCUAUGAUGCAAUAAGAAAAGAACAUGGAAACAAAAUAUGUGAAGUUCCUGAAAAAAUUGAAUGCAGGGCUAAAGAUAUACCAAACAUGAGUUUAGAGGAACUUGGCCAGAAAGUAGAGUGUAAUGUAACAUAUGGACUAAUCUGUAAAAAUGAGGAGCAAGAUCCAAAUAUGUGGCAACUUUGCUAUAAUUAUGAAAUCAGGGUAAACUGUUGUGAGUGGCAUGAAAUUCCUUGUGAGCCUCCAUAUACACCGAGUUCAACACCAAUUACAACUUCAGUCACAACGAGUACAACAGUACCCACCACCACUACAACCAGGAAGCCAGCAAUUACCACCACAACCAUGCCCACUCCAACCACCACAAGCGAAUUCACACCACCAGUCACCACCCCAGUAACUUCAACCUCUUCAGCUAUGCCACUGUCCACAACAACAACAGCGUCCUCUCCACCGGUGCAAACAACCACUGCCCCGCCAACACCAUCAAAGACUCCCAGCAGCCCCACCACAACACCUCCUGGCAGCACCACCAGCACAACCACAACGACCCCAGGAACGACCCAGGAAACAACAACUGGCACAGCACCACCCACCACCACUACCAGAAGCACAUCCAAGCCCAUACCAACCUACACCACGACUGUACCACCUUCAGCCCCACCAUCACCCACUACAACCACAGUGUCCUCUUCACCUGUAUCAACCACGACUGUCCCGCCAACACCAUCAAAGACUCCCAGCAGCCCCACCACCAUGCCUCCUAGUGGUGCCACCACAACGACUCCUGGCACCACCACCAGCACAACCACAACAACCACAGGAACCACCCUGGAGACAACAACUGGCACAGCACCACCCACCGCAACCUCUGAAAGCACAUCCACGCCCACACCAACCUACUCCACGUCACCUUCAGGAGGACCGUGUGACUGCAUCUGGACAGACUGGAUUGAUGUGAGUUACCCUGACAGUUCUGACAGAAACAGUGGUGACUACGAAACCUUCGAGAAUAUUAAGAAGAGCAACUCCUCCUGGCUCUGUGAAAGAAUUGAGAAUAUUUCAUGCAGAGCAACAAAAUUCCCUGACAUUCCCAUUGCAGACUUAGGGCAGAAGGUGGAAUGCAGUGUAAACACAGGGCUCAUCUGUAACAACAGAGAUCAGCAGAUAGGAGGUAUAAUACCAAUGCCAGUCUGCCUCAACUACGAGAUCAGUGUCUGCUGUGUCCCCAACAUACCAGAGUGUAUUCCCACACCCACCACCACCACAGUGCCCCCUGGGACCACCCUGGAGACACCAACUGGCACAGCACCACCCACCGCAACCUCUGAAAGCACAUCCACGCCCACACCAACCUACUCCACGUCACCUUCAGCCCCACCAUCACCCUCUACAACCACAGUGUCCUCUCCACCUGUAUCAACCACGCCUGUCCCGCCAACACCAUCAAAGGCUCCCAGCAGCCCCACCACCAUGCCUCCUGGUGGUGCCACCACAACGCCUUCUGGCACCACCACCAGCACAACCACAACGACCCCAGGAACGACCCAGGAAACAAUAACUGGCACAGCACCACCCACCACCACUACCAGAAGCACAUCCAAGCCCAUACCAACCUACACCACGACUGUACCACCUUCAGCCCCACCAUCACCCUCUACAACCACAGUGUCCUCUCCACCUGUAUCAACCACGCCUGUCCCGCCAACACCAUCAAAGACUCCCAGCAGCCCCACCACCAUGCCUCCUAGUGGUGCCACCACAACGACUCCUGGCACCACCACCAGCACAACCACAACAACUUCAGGAACCACCCGGGAAACAACAACUGGCACAGCACCACCCACCACCACUACCAGAAGCACAUCCAAGCCCAUACCAACCUACACCACGACUGUACCACCUUCAGCUCCACCAUCACCCUCUACAACCACAGUAAGCACAUCCAAGCCCAUACCAACCUACACCACGACUGUACCACCUUCAGCUCCACCAUCACCCUCUACAACCACAGUGUCCUCUCCACCUGUAUCAACCACGCCUGUCCCGCCAACACCAUCAAAGACUCCCAGCAGCCCCACCACCAUGCCUCCUAGUGGUGCCACCACAACGACUCCUGGCACCACCACCAGCACAACCACAACAACUUCAGGAACCACCCGGGAAACAACAACUGGCACAGCACCACCCACCACCACUACCAGAAGCACAUCCAAGCCCAUACCAACCUACACCACGACUGUAUCACCUUCAGCUCCACCAUCACCCUCUACAACCACAGUGUCCUCUCCACCUGUAUCAACCACGCCUGUCCCGCCAACACCAUCAAAGACUCCCAGCAGCCCCACCACCAUGCCUCCUAGUGGUGCCACCACAACGACUCCUGGCACCACCACCAGCACAACCACAACAACUUCAGGAACCACCCGGGAAACAACAACUGGCACAGCACCACCCACCACCACUACCAGAAGCACAUCCAAGCCCAUACCAACCUACACCACGACUGUACCACCUUCAGGAGGACCGUGUGACUGCAUCUGGACAGACUGGAUUGAUGUGAGUUACCCUGACAGUUCUGACAGAAACAGUGGUGACUACGAAACCUUCGAGAAUAUUAAGAAGAGCAACUCCUCCUGGCUCUGUGAAAGAAUUGAGAAUAUUUCAUGCAGAGCAACAAAAUUCCCUGACAUUCCCAUUGCAGACUUAGGGCAGAAGGUGGAAUGCAGUGUAAACACAGGGCUCAUCUGUAACAACAGAGAUCAGCAGAUAGGAGGUAUAAUACCAAUGCCAGUCUGCCUCAACUACGAGAUCAGUGUCUGCUGUGUCCCCAACAUACCAGAGUGUAUUCCCACACCCACCACCACCACAGUGCCCCCUGGGACCACCCUGGAGACACCAACUGGCACAGCACCACCCACCGCAACCUCUGAAAGCACAUCCACGCCCACACCAACCUACUCCACGUCACCUUCAGCCCCACCAUCACCCUCUACAACCACAGUGUCCUCUCCACCUGUAUCAACCACGCCUGUCCCGCCAACACCAUCAAAGACUCCCAGCAGCCCCACCACCAUGCCUCCUAGUGGUGCCACCACAACGACUCCUGGCACCACCACCAGCACAACCACAACAACUUCAGGAACCACCCGGGAAACAACAACUGGCACAGCACCACCCACCACCACUACCAGAAGCACAUCCAAGCCCAUACCAACCUACACCACGACUGUACCACCUUCAGGAGGACCGUGUGACUGCAUCUGGACAGACUGGAUUGAUGUGAGUUACCCUGACAGUUCUGACAGAAACAGUGGUGACUACGAAACCUUCGAGAAUAUUAAGAAGAGCAACUCCUCCUGGCUCUGUGAAAGAAUUGAGAAUAUUUCAUGCAGAGCAACAAAAUUCCCUGACAUUCCCAUUGCAGACUUAGGGCAGAAGGUGGAAUGCAGUGUAAACACAGGGCUCAUCUGUAACAACAGAGAUCAGCAGAUAGGAGGUAUAAUACCAAUGCCAGUCUGCCUCAACUACGAGAUCAGUGUCUGCUGUGUCCCCAACAUACCAGAGUGUAUUCCCACACCCACCACCACCACAGUGCCCCCUGGGACCACCCUGGAGACACCAACUGGCACAGCACCACCCACCGCAACCUCUGAAAGCACAUCCACGCCCACACCAACCUACUCCACGUCACCUUCAGCCCCACCAUCACCCUCUACAACCACAGUGUCCUCUCCACCUGUAUCAACCACGCCUGUCCCGCCAACACCAUCAAAGACUCCCAGCAGCCCCACCACCAUGCCUCCUGAUGGCUUCACCACAACGCCUCCUGGCACUAGCACCACCACCACCAUCACCACAGUGCCUCCCAGCAGCACCCUGGAGACUACAGCAACUGGUACAGCACCACCCUCUACAACUACCACAACCACAUCUAUGCCCACGCCAACAUACACAACUGUAUCAUCAACACCAUCAAAGCCUCCCAGCACCGUCACCACAAUGUCUCCCAGCCCAACCACCAGCAGCACCACCAGGAGCACCCAGGAGAGAACAACGACUGUUCCUGGGACAAUAGCCCCCACACCAACUACUGAAAGUAUUUUCACAGGUAUAAUCACAAAAACUGCACAGCCUCCAACUUCAGAAGCAAUAGUGGGUACAACGUCUGAAUCAGGAACACCAACAAAGACGAGUACUACAGUUACUCCUUCAGGUCCGCCACUGUCAACAACUAGAACAACAGAAAGUACCAUGUCUGUCAUAAGUACUACUAUUCAAGAGUCAACACCAUCAGAAUCAACAAGCACAGCGACGGUCAGCACCCCUGGAGUCACUGAAUCAGGAACGACCACCACCAAAUCCACCACUUCGGGCCCCACACUCUCUCCCCACAGCACCACAAAAGUAACAGAAACACCUACCCAGGAGACCACUACUGCUGGAUCUGGGAGCCCUCUGACAGGAUCACCUACCACCCCCGUCAGCACCACGAUCUCAAGACCAUCCUCCACAACAUCUACAGCCAGCACUACUGUGUCACCACCAUCAGAAUCAACAAGCACAGCGACGGUCAGCACCCCUGGAGUCACUGAAUCAGGAACGACCACCACCAAAUCCACCACUUCGGGCCCCACACUCUCUCCCCACAGCACCACAAAAGUAACAGAAACACCUACCCAGGAGACCACUACUGCUGGAUCUGGGAGCCCUCUGACAGGAUCACCUACCACCCCCGUCAGCACCACGAUCUCAAGACCAUCCUCCACAACAUCUACAGCCAGCACUACUGUGUCACCACCAUCAGAAUCAACAAGCACAGCGACGGUCAGCACCCCUGGAGUCACUGAAUCAGGAACGACCACCACCAAAUCCACCACUUCGGGCCCCACACUCUCUCCCCACAGCACCACAAAAGUAACAGAAACACCUACCCAGGAGACCACUACUGCUGGAUCUGGGAGCCCUCUGACAGGAUCACCUACCACCCCCGUCAGCACCACGAUCUCAAGACCAUCCUCCACAACAUCUACAGCCAGCACUACUGUGUCACCACCAUCAGAAUCAACAAGCACAGCGACGGUCAGCACCCCUGGAGUCACUGAAUCAGGAACGACCACCACCAAAUCCACCACUUCGGGCCCCACACUCUCUCCCCACAGCACCACAAAAGUAACAGAAACACCUACCCAGGAGACCACUACUGCUGGAUCUGGGAGCCCUCUGACAGGAUCACCUACCACCCCCGUCAGCACCACGAUCUCAAGACCAUCCUCCACAACAUCUACAGCCAGCACUACUGUGUCACCACCAUCAGAAUCAACAAGCACAGCGACGGUCAGCACCCCUGGAGUCACUGAAUCAGGAACGACCACCACCAAAUCCACCACUUCGGGCCCCACACUCUCUCCCCACAGCACCACAAAAGUAACAGAAACACCUACCCAGGAGACCACUACUGCUGGAUCUGGGAGCCCUCUGACAGGAUCACCUACCACCCCCGUCAGCACCACGAUCUCAAGACCAUCCUCCACAACAUCUACAGCCAGCACUACUGUGUCACCACCAUCAGAAUCAACAAGCACAGCGACGGUCAGCACCCCUGGAGUCACUGAAUCAGGAACGACCACCACCAAAUCCACCACUUCAGGCCCCACACUCUCUCCCCACAGCACCACAAAAGUAACAGAAACACCUACCCAGGAGACCACUACUGCUGGAUCUGGGAGCCCUCUGACAGGAUCACCUACCACCCCCGUCAGCACCACGAUCUCAAGACCAUCCUCCACAACAUCUACAGCCAGCACUACUGUGUCACCACCAUCAGAAUCAACAAGCACAGCGACGGUCAGCACCCCUGGAGUCACUGAAUCAGGAACGACCACCACCAAAUCCACCACUUCGGGCCCCACACUCUCUCCCCACAGCACCACAAAAGUAACAGAAACACCUACCCAGGAGACCACUACUGCUGGAUCUGGGAGCCCUCUGACAGGAUCACCUACCACCCCCGUCAGCACCACGAUCUCAAGACCAUCCUCCACAACAUCUACAGCCAGCACUACUGUGUCACCACCAUCAGAAUCAACAAGCACAGCGACGGUCAGCACCCCUGGAGUCACUGAAUCAGGAACGACCACCACCAAAUCCACCACUUCGGGCCCCACACUCUCUCCCCACAGCACCACAAAAGUAACAGAAACACCUACCCAGGAGACCACUACUGCUGGAUCUGGGAGCCCUCUGACAGGAUCACCUACAACCGUUAUCAGCAUCACAACCUCAGGACCACCCUCCACAACUUCUACAGCCAGCACUACUGUAUUAUCACCAUCAGUAUCAACCAGCCCUUUGCCAGUUACCACCUCCGGUACAACUCUAACAGAAUCUUUUACUACCACUGCAGGAACAACCUCUAGUAAUUUUACCACAAUCACUGCAACCACCACCACCUCUGAAAUUACUUUUACUACCUCAGCUAGUACUUCUGGGACAACAGCAGCAUCAAGUGCAGUCACUACUGCAGGAAGUUCUACGUACAGCACAGUUACUCCAGUCACUGCUUUAAGUUCAACUACAAGUCCACCACCAACCACUCCUGGAAGAAAUUGUUCUAUUUUACCUAAUGAAUCUUAUGCACCCGGUGAAUCAUGGUGGCUCUGUAACUGCACAAGGGCAAUAUGUAUAGAAGACAACAAAGUCGAGGUGAUUCCCAUAAUCUGUAAUCCACCUCCUAAGCCUACAUGUGCCAAUGGACUUUCUCCUGUGCAAGUCAUUGAUGAGGAUGGAUGCUGUUGGCACUGGGAGUGUGAUUGCUACUGCACUGGCUGGGGAGACCCACACUACAUGACUUUUGAUGGACUGUACUACAGCUAUCAAGGGAAUUGUACAUACGUCCUUGUGGAAGAGAUUCAUAAGACAGUUGAUAACUUUGGUAUCUACAUUGAUAACUACCAUUGUGAUGCCAGGGAUGUAGUCUCCUGUCCUCGAACGCUCAUUGUGAGACAUGAGACUCAGGAAGUGCGCAUAGCAACAGUAAAACCAAAUACUCUACAAGUAGAGGUGACAGUAAACAAGCAGGCAGUGGCUUUGCCUUACAAAAAAUUUGGUUUGAGUGUUUAUGAGUCAGGCAUAAAUCGUGUCGUGGAAAUUCCUGAACUGAAAAUUAAUGUGACCUACAAUGGCUUGUCCUUUUCUAUCAGAAUGCCCUACAGCUUGUUUGGCAACAACACUCAGGGACAGUGUGGUACUUGCAAUAACAACACAGCAGAUGACUGUAUGUUGCCAAAUGGAAACAUUGCAGAAAACUGUGAAACUAUGGCAGAUCAUUGGCAAGUUGUUGAUCCCUCCAAACCACAGUGCUCUCCAGGCCUAUCUCCUACAAAAGCACCUAGCACAACCCCAACACAGCCGUGCAAAGAAUCUGCCAUCUGUGAGCUUAUUUUGGGAAGUGUGUUCGAGCCAUGCCACAAAUUCGUUCAUCCUGAGAAGUACUAUGCAGCCUGCGUUUUUGAUAGUUGUGUACUUCCCAACUUAGACCUGGAAUGCUCAAGUCUGCAGAUCUAUGCUGCCACCUGUGCUGAUCAGGGUGUAUGCAUUGACUGGAGAAGUCAUACCAAGGGUGUUUGUACUUAUAAAUGCCCCGCAGAUAAAGAGUACAGAGCAUGUGGUCCUGUUAAAGAGAUAACCUGCAAAUCAAGUCACCAAAACGAAACUUCAACUAAACAAGUGGAAGGCUGUUUCUGUCCUAAUGGGACAAUGCUGUAUGACUCUGGUGUGGAUGUCUGCGUGAAAACCUGUGGUUGUGUUGGAGUGGAUAAGAUACCAAGAGAGUUCGGGGAAAAAUUCACAGUCAACUGUCAGGACUGUAUUUGCCUGGAAGGUGGAAUUGGCAUUGUAUGUAAUCCACAUGAAUGUCCCAAACAAGAUAAGAUCAGUUGUGAUGGAGAAGGCUUCUAUAAGGUCAAUGAAGUCAAUCCUGAAGACUCUUGCUGCCCCAUUGUCACCUGCAAAUGCAAUACAAGCUUGUGCACAACCAAAGCCCCCAAGUGUGCACUGGGAUUUGAAGUUCAGUCUCAUAUCCCCAGUGGUCAAUGCUGCCCUGUAUACCAGUGUGUUCCCAAGAGGGUUUGUGUCCAUCAGAGUGCUGAGUUCUUGCCUAAUUCCUCAGUCUUCAUUGAUAAGUGUCAGAAUUGUUUCUGCACUAAUGAAGUUAACGUCAGCACUCAACUGAAUAUCAUCUCAUGUGAACAUAUUCCAUGUGACACAUAUUGUGAACCAGGUUAUGAACGUCGACCAGUGAAAGGUGAAUGUUGUGGAAAAUGUGUGCAGACUAAGUGUGUUAUACAUACAGCACAAAAUUCUAACCUCAUCUUGAGUCCUGGAGAGUUUAAAAAUGAUCCUAACAACAACUGCACCAUUUAUAGCUGUGUAACGAUGCACAAUCAGUUUAUCUCUUCCACAUCUGAGAUUACCUGCCCAGCAUUCAAUGAGGACAGCUGCAAACCUGGAACUAUUACAUUCUUACCUAACGGUUGUUGCAAAACCUGUGCACCUCUGGAUAGUCCCACACCAUGCUCUGUCCGUCAAAGAACAGACUUCAUUGUCUAUAAGGGCUGCCGUUCUGUGGACAGAGUUGUCAUGACUGAAUGUGAAGGAACAUGUGGAACCUUCUCACUAUACUCUGCUGAGGCCAAUUCCAUGGAGCACAGCUGUUCCUGCUGCAGGGAAUCAAGGAGUUCCGAGAAGAUGGUGACACUGAAAUGCCCCGAUGGGAAUUUAAUUCUGCAUAAGUAUAUAUAUGUGGAAAGCUGCAGCUGUCAAGACACUGAAUGCAACAGCUCACAAUCCAAUGAGUUGCAGAGUACAGAAGAAAAAGACAAGGCCAGCGUUCUGAACCGUAUCAAGAGGGCCAUUAGCUUAACAUCAAAAUGA
Messenger RNA from Apus apus (common swift), 12921 nucleotides. It is a transcript of the gene MUC2, whose product is annotated as mucin 2, oligomeric mucus/gel-forming. The record is from RefSeq and is a predicted model, not a curated record. NCBI's taxonomy places the organism in Eukaryota, Metazoa, Chordata, Aves, Apodiformes, Apodidae. Gene Ontology annotation, cellular component: extracellular matrix. The transcript has 61 exons. Gene Ontology annotation, molecular function: protein binding. Bases 1 to 12921 code for a protein of 4306 amino acids.